Messenger RNA from Vespula vulgaris, 1356 nucleotides. RefSeq names its product SUN domain-containing protein 1-like. Gene Ontology annotation, molecular function: protein-membrane adaptor activity. The transcript has 8 exons. The record is from RefSeq and is a predicted model, not a curated record. Lineage: Eukaryota; Metazoa; Arthropoda; Insecta; Hymenoptera; Vespidae. Bases 255 to 1226 code for a protein of 323 amino acids. Gene Ontology annotation, cellular component: nuclear envelope; meiotic nuclear membrane microtubule tethering complex. Gene Ontology annotation, biological process: nuclear envelope organization.
UAUUACUAGGAUACUGUCUUUUCAGUUUCAAUUAUAAUUUUUAAUUAUAACAAUUAUUGAUAACAACAGAUCCCUGCAUUACUGGCAAUAGGUUACGAGUUUAUUAAAUUGUGGCCAGAUGGCGAUGCAAGUAGAAAUAAUUUUUUUUCUAUACUUUCGUUUCUGUACCAUUCGAUAGAGAUAUAAUUCGUUUAAAUUUGAAAACCGUUAGUGUAAACUUGUCUUCGUUGUCUCUAUCUUAAUUAUACAACGUAAUGUCACGAGUCAAAGGAGAUAUAGCAAUUAAAAAAAAUUCUUAUAAAAAGACGAACGGUACAAGUCAUGCACUCGUAAAGUUAAUGAUUUUUGAUUUAUGGUUUCUUUAUAAGGUUAGACAAAUUUGUCGACUUAGUUAUCAAGUAUCACGUCCAAUAUUACGAACUAUUUAUUUCAUGGCGAUUGGAGCAGGUAUAUUAUUCAUAUAUACAUUGCUUAAUGGCAAUAUCAAUUCGACUACUUGCGAAAAAUACAAUAAACAUAAAGAAUCGAGGGAAUCAAAUGUCGAAAUUCUUGCAAUUUCUGAUCGUUCAAAAGCCGAUACGAUGUUAUUGAAAGAAGAAAUAUCAAAGUUAAAAAUGAAGACUUUUAAUCUCGACAUGAUGAUGCGAAAAAUGAAUGCAGAAUUAAGCAACAUUCAUUCGCCCUUGAAAAAAACAUAUUUAGAAAUGGCUGAUUUUGUAUCGGAAUCAGUCGGUGGUUCAGUGAUAUCAACGCCAGAUACAGAAUCAUAUUUUGAAUCGAAGAGUACUCAAUUUUAUUUCUUUGGCAUUCCAAUUUGGCGGCCGAAUUAUUUCACGCCUCGGAAAGUAAUACAGCCUUGGAGUCAAGCAGGAGAAUGUUGGGCUUUUCGUGGUUCCCAUGGAAAAAUUGUAUUAGAGUUGGCUAUUUUUGCUACCAUCAGCCAUGUGACUAUGGAACAUAUACCAGUUAGUAUGUCCUUAACGGGGAAAAUUGAUUCGGCGCCAAAAAAAUUCAUUGUCUUUGGUUAUUUCAGAGAUCAAUAUAUACCGAUAGAUACAUUCGAAUACAAUAUUCAAGGAGCACCAACGCAAACAUUUCUUAUUACCAAACGUGAAUUAUCAAAUAUUCCUUUUAAAACUAUCAUGCUAGAAAUAUUAUCAAAUUGGGGUAAUGAAAAAUACACAUGUAUAUAUCGAUUUAGGAUACAUGGCAAGUCUUAUGAAUAAAAUUACAAGAAAUUUAAGCUUAGAAAAAGAUAGAUAAUAUAAUACUAUAUUAUUAUUAUUAUGAUAAAAAAAAAUUAAUUUUUCUUAAAAAAAAAAAAAAAAAAUUUCCUUACCAUUUUUAAUAAAAUUU